AUGAUGCUCUUUUGUUGUGGUCCUUUAUCCCGACAAAUUCCGUGUACAUUUGCAGGGGUAGUUGGGUCAAAGCCGUGUGAGCAACACGUUCUCCUCACAUCCUAUCGCUGGUGUACUUCGUUAAACUCAUCUGAUCUCUCUGCACGUUUGCUCGUGUUGAUGGAUUCUUUUGCAGAGGCGCGGGAACUUAUCGAAGAGGCAAAAGAAAGUAUAGGGAGCGUUUAUGCUUCAGAGGAUAUGCAGGAUGCAAAGGAACAAACCGAUAAAACAUUAGCUUUAUGGGAGGAAUUACAAAAAAAGUUGGAGGAAAUGGGGGAUAUGUCAACAUUAGAACGUUUAAGAAAGGAACAUAGUCUCAAAAUGGCACAACUCCGUGCAGAACUAGAGGAGGUUGAACAUGCACUGAAUGAAUAA
Molecule: messenger RNA, 414 nt
Organism: Trypanosoma theileri
Lineage: Eukaryota; Euglenozoa; Kinetoplastea; Trypanosomatida; Trypanosomatidae
Exons: 1
Coding region: 1-414 (137 amino acids)
Source: RefSeq, a predicted model, not a curated record